CUUAGCUUCAAGAAGCAUGGAAAUCAGCUCUUCAUAUUUGCCUCUAGAUAUACAUAUGCCUCUAUGCAGAACUAUUAAAGCUAUUUUGAAAGUGACCCUUCAGCUUAAGCACAUUCAGAAAGAGAGAGGGGAAAGAGGAAGGUGCAGCUGUUUGGAACCAUGACUGAAGAUGACGGAUUCGGUUGUGGUGGAGGGUCAAGUCAGAUUGAGAGAUGGAAAAAAGUGGAAGAAUAGAUGGGUGGUUCUCAGGAAGCCUUCUCCUGUAGCAGAUUGUUUGUUAUUGUUGGUGUACAAAGACAAAUCAGAAAGGACAAAGGGACACAAAGAGAGAAACAGUGUGACAUUAGAAGAUAUCUGUGGCCUGGAUCCAGGACUCUCAUAUGAGGGCAUGAGCCAAAGUCUGGCUAUCAUCUGUUUCUCACAAGUUGUAAUGUUGGGAUUUGAUAACAAAGACAUUAUGAAUGCUUGGGAUGUACGGAUCCGCUACAGCUUGGGAGAAGUUCACAGAUUUCAUGUUGGAGUAUUGCCUGGUACCAAGUUGGAAAGUGGACCUGCUACACUUCACUUGUGUAAUGACAUUUUAGUUCUUGCAAGAGAUCUUCCACCUGUAGUUAUUGGACAGUGGAAGUUAACGGACCUGCGACGUUAUGGAGCUGUGGCCAAUGGGUUUGUCUUCGAGGGUGGAACAAGAUGUGGAUACUGGGCUGGUGUGUUUUUCCUCUCUUGUUCAGAAGGCGAUCAAAUUAGUUUCCUCUUUGACUGCAUCGUCCGUGGCAUUUCUCCGACAAAAGGCCCAUUUGGAUUGCGUCCAGUCCUUCCAGAUCCAAAUUUAAAUCCAGCCUACAUGGAGGAAAGAGUUGCCCAUGAAACCUUGCAGUUAGAGAAACGUCUAAGCCUACUUUCUCAUCAUAGUCUAGGAGGGGAUGACAGGAGUUUGUCCAGCUCCUCUUCAGACACAAGCCACUCAGAUGCCAGUGCUGGAAGCAGGUUAACCAUCUGGCCUGACCAGUCCUCAGCCAGCACUUCAGCAGAGAGUCAUGGGAUGGCAGCAGCAAAGGGCAUUCACCUUGGAGAUGAUAAGUCUUAUGCUGAAGGUCUCCGUGUGACAAAGCCACCUCCUAAGCCAGUACGGUCUAGACAGUUGCAGGAAAUAGGUCGACAAAGCUCCUCUGACAGUGGGAUUGCUACGGGAAGUCACUCUUCCUACUCUGGAAGCUUCUCUUCCUAUGCUGAGAGCCUGGACAUUUGCCAAAGUGAAGAGUUUGGGUCACUGCUUAGCUUGCCAUUGAACGUUGCUUCUGAUCAGAAUUUAUGUACUUGCCAACACACUGAUCCCCAGAGAAGCUCUGAGUAUCAAAUUCCUGGCUCUGUCCGACAUCUUUAUGACACUCCCAGAAGUGUAUUACAGGCAGCUGUAAGAGAUACUCAACACAAGAGUUCUGAUUCCACAUUAUCUAAGGACCAGUCACAAUUAAUGCAAAGCAUAAGUGAUGCUAAGCUCUUGGUACCACAUGUGGACACAAGGCCAUCAACUGAGCAAUCCCAGGACAGAAGUAAACACCAGUCACUCUCAGAAAGCAAAGACUCAAGUGAUGAAACAUAUGUUGAUUUUGUUCCAAGGUGGACAGCUACUAAAACACAAGUGGCAGACCCUAAAACUGAGUUGCCAACAUCUGCUGAAAUACCACCCGAAACAUGUGAAAUAUGCAGUCCUCAGCCUGGGAUUACAAGAGCUCUCUUUGCAGCUUGUCCAGUUUGUGGUGGAUUAAAGGGUGCUACAGCUUCACAGCAUGGAGUUUUACAUAUAUCACCAAGCCAAGGCGCUUCAUUAGCUGUGGCGUCUUCAGCAUCUAAACCUCAUAAAGGGCCGGCUAUGCUAGUUAGUACUGCAGGGGCAGCAGGUUACCCAGCCGAGCCACUGGUAUCUGACCGACCUCGCAGUGAGACAGCAACUUAUGUUAAUAUUCCCAUCAGCCCUACAUCAAAGAAACAGCUUCAUUACAUGGCAUUAGAACUUCAAGAUCCUAGUACAGGAAUCAGAGGAGGAGGUUCUACGAAGUAUGCCCAGAUAGACAUUACUGCGACAGAGACUGCUCAUAAAGUGGGAACCCAGCACGCUCAGUCAAGGGAGGAGCGUCUUCAGGAACUUGAACAGAAAAGAAAAGGCACUCAGCAGUGAUAAGACUUUUGAUAUGGGCUGAAUACACCCUGUUUGUGGAUGCAAUGAACCGUUAAAAAAAAAGAAAAAAAAAGUUAUUGCUAGAGGGGCCAGCCAUGUGUUCAAGAACAAGGUGCAUGGACAUGUGAUGAGGCCCUGUCUAUGGCAAAUGGGCCAAAUGGUUUGCAAUUGCCCAGUAUGCUUUGUAAAGUAUGUGUACCUCACAGGCUGUUGGUAAUCUCAGCAAAUUUCUCACUCAAAGGAUUUACAUGUAGCAUGUUGAUAAAGGGGUCAUUCCAAAACUGAUAUUCCUUACUGGAAAACUGGUAGCAUGGUCAAAAAAAAUAAUUGCCCUAUGAGUCUAUGAAAUUUUUCAAGUGUCUACAAAUACUUGCAUUUAAAUUUCAUAUUCCCUUGAAUGUGGUAAUAUUAUUUUGUAUGCAUAUCUUUGAAGAAAAAAAAAACUAUUUAUUUCUUUGUGGUAAGAUAAACUAUUUAAUUUUUUUUGCAUAUGGUUUUAUAUAAAGGUGCAACAUACCUCUUUGGUUUUCAUGGUCUUACACAUAUAGGACUUUUUUUUUUUUUUUUUUUUUUAGAAAUUUACAUAUUCCAGUUUAAGCACCAUUAUGAUAUUUUCUGGGCAUUUAUUUACAAUAUCACUAUUUAAUAUCAACAAUGUUUUCAAUUAUAUCUUUAUUGUACUGCAACUCUAGUGAAUGUACUGAGAGGAAAAAAAGCAAAAUAUUAGUUUUCCACAUAAGUAAUUUGCAUGUAUGUCAUUUUGUAUAAAAUGCUAUAGUUAGAGUUAAACAUAUUUUUUUUUAUAAUACAGAAUACAAUUUUACAGAAUUAGUUUAUUUUACAGUGAGAAAAAAUACAGAAUCGAAAUCACCUACCAAAAGAUGGCGCUACACAAAGUACGAUGGAAAAAUAACUGAUCCCAAACAGUGUGAAGUUUACUUUCUAUUAAAAAUAAAGAAUAGCAGGCUACAUGUAGAAAACACUAACCCAUACAAGGCCAAGCUGUGUUUUUGGUCCAGCUGAGAGGGAUUUUUACAUUUGUUUCAAUUGAGAAUUAGAUUGGCCAUAGAAUAAAAUCAUAUUAUAUUAUUCGCACUGUGUAUUCCUUGUAAACAGUUCAAAUGCUAUUUUUCUUUCCUGUAAGGAAGUUAGUGUAGGUUGUGUGAUGUAUUUAGAAAUAUUUAUAUUUUUUUUCACCCAAAUUUAACUUAUAAUUUUAUAUGUAAAUAGCUUUUAUUUUUUAGGGAAAAAUACAGACUGCGAUUUUACCAUUUUAAUAUCUGGCUACAAAAAGGAACAGAGUUUAGUGUUUAGGGUAUUUUAGGUCUAGUUUCCAUUGAUCUAGUAAAUUCUGAAAACUGGUGAUAAAAAUAUUUAUCUCUAUUAAAGUCUAUGGAGAAUUUAUGUUACCACGAGUUUCCAAACAUUACCACCUCAAUGGCCUUGAACAUGUAAUUUUUUUUUCAUUAUAAGGGCCCUUUAAAGAGAAAUUUCACUGUAAAAUUAAAAUAUACUACUUUAUUAGCUCAUAUUAUUUUUAAAUAAUUUCAUAUUGUUAACUAUUUGUUUAAAGGGACAAUAAACACCUUGAGGUUUGAAUCA
Messenger RNA from Bombina bombina (fire-bellied toad), 3781 nucleotides. It is a transcript of the gene DOK7, whose product is annotated as docking protein 7. NCBI's taxonomy places the organism in Eukaryota, Metazoa, Chordata, Amphibia, Anura, Bombinatoridae. Gene Ontology annotation, biological process: neuromuscular junction development; positive regulation of protein tyrosine kinase activity. The record is from RefSeq and is a predicted model, not a curated record. The transcript has 12 exons. Gene Ontology annotation, molecular function: protein kinase binding. Bases 170 to 2179 code for a protein of 669 amino acids.